This is a messenger RNA of Ruditapes philippinarum (Manila clam), 3058 nucleotides long. RefSeq lists its product as uncharacterized. The transcript has 2 exons. The record is from RefSeq and is a predicted model, not a curated record. NCBI's taxonomy places the organism in Eukaryota, Metazoa, Mollusca, Bivalvia, Venerida, Veneridae. The coding region runs from base 204 to 1688 and encodes 494 amino acids.
UUUAUUUCAUGAAAUACUUACCUGACAUUACAUUUAGGAUUUCAUUUCGUCCUACCUUUUGAACUCGCUUAACCGGAAGUGUGCAUUUGUUUACAUCCAUAAUGCAUUGAAACAAAUAACUUCCUGAAGUUUUAACCAACCAGAACACACUUCCGGUAUUCCCACGUGAAAUCAGUUUUUCGUUUUUUGCGCCUACCGUUUAGAUGUACUUUUUGAGCUCGUUUACUAGUUUUAUUUUUUAUUUUACGGUGGUUAUUGUUGUGUGUUGGAUUAUGGCUCAAGAAGCAGUGAAUUGCGUCUUGGAGCGCGAAGAAGGAGAGAUUUCUGAUAAUUUUUCGCCAGGCCAUGUGACCGAUAAUGGCGAGUCAUCAAUGUUUCGGGCUAAAUUGCCGCAUAAGAAACAGUCGGAUCACGGUAAAGAAAAACAGAAACGUAGAUCCAAAUAUGACAUUUUAGAGGAAAAAUUUAAUCAGAAAUUUGAAUCUAUUGAUGACAAGUUUGAUAAAUUAUUCAGUCUGUUUCAAUCUUCGAAUAUUCGGGAUACUUCGCCAUGUACCGAUGUGCAAGAAGAUGAGACUCGUAACGUAAAUUCGCAACAAGAUGUUUUAUCUUUAUGCGGGGAUAGUACUUUAGGUUCCGACACAGAUUCGGAUAGUGACAGAGAUUUUCACAGAACACGUGUUCAGAAUUCUGUUAGAAAAGUUUCGGAUUCAGAAAAUCUCAGUGAGCAUACUAAAUUGGGACUGUAUGAAAUUUUUGGUGAGGAUGCCAAAGUUUUAUCAGAGAAGGAAGAUGUUGGUAUUACCUUAGACCAGUCUCAAAAAGAUGUCUUGUAUAACAGUUACAGGUGUAGUACUCCUUUAUUUUUGACUUCAUACAAUGAAAAUGUUCUUGAUAUGUUUCCUGUUAAAAGUGACACUGAACAAUUUUUACAAGUGCCGCCAGUGGAUCCUUUGAUAGAAAGUUGUUUGAUUAAACGACAUGGUCCCAAAGCAGCAUUUUCUAGCUCUAAGAUAAGAGGUAAAGGUUUAUACUCGCAACCUUAUAAGACUAUUGAAAGACUUGCAUAUAAAGGUUCUCAUGCCGCUAGAUUAGGUAUUGUUAUUCAGCUGUAUUUACAACAAAGCCUUGGUGAUUUACUUAGUUUUGUUCAGUCUGACAGUUUUGAUAAGGAUACUGCAGAAAAGCAGAUUAAGGAUGUGUUCUCUAUGGCCACUAAGGGUUUAGACCAGCUAGGAAGAGCAGGUGCUUUUCAUCAUAUUAUAAGACGUCAUGUUGCUAUGUCUGAUACAGCUUUGUAUGAAUUACCAGAUUCACAAAAAUUCCUCAGUUUACCUUUGACAAAUGACGGUUUGUUUGGUACAGAACUUGAAAAUUUAUUAAAAUCAAGGAAAGAACAGAAAAAACAGGUGGAUGAUUUGGUACCUGAUGUUAAGAAGAGGGAGUUUCUUAAGAGGAAGCCUGUCUCUUCUACGACUGUUCAAGACACAUCAAAGCGGCCUUGUUUUUCGCAAAAUAGAUCUGUUUCCUCUGAUAAUUUUCGGAUCCCCAAGGUUCCAAGACCUUCAACCUCAGGUUACAAUAAGCAGGGAAGUGACAGAAAAGGCAACUUCAGUAGACCUAGUGCAACUGAGUCCUUUCCACCAAGGAACUUUGGCCGAGGACGUGGUAAAACAGAUCGCAAAUGACAAGGUUCGCUGAAGAAGGCACCAUAUGAACCCCUUUGUAAAGCGUCUUUGAAGUUUUUAACAUGGAAAACGUGUUUCCUGAUAGCAGUUACAUCAUUUAGACGUUGUAGUGAUCUUCAAGCUCUUAGGUUGGGGGAAAGUUUUGUUAAUGUGCAGAAAAAAGGUAUAACUUUUAUUAGGCCAGGUUUGUCAAAGCAAGAUCGGCCAAAUCACAAGCCUACUCCUAUUUUCAUACCAAGUUUUCCGGACAACAAGAAACUAGAUCCCAAAAGAUGUUUAGCUUUUUAUUUAAAAAGAACAGAAAAGUUUAGAAAUAAGUCUGGACAGGAUAUUACUCAGUUAUUUUUAUCUUCUAAAAAGCCACAUCAACCAGUUUCAUCUCAGACAAUAUCUACAUGGAUUGUUAAAACGAUAAAACAUGCAUAUUUGAGUAGUGAGAAAAGUGUUAAAUCUAUUAAAGGUCACUCUACCAGAAGUUUGGGUCCUUCAUGGGCUCUUUUCAAAGGGGUAUCUAUGAAGGAGAUUAUGGAAUCUGCUGACUGGUCUAGGGAGACUACAUUUACCAAACAUUACUUGGCGGAUUUGAAUAUUAAUUUCAUUGAUGUUUAAGACAAUAAGAAUUGUCUUGUUUAAUAUAUACAUAUAUAUAUUUUCGUUUUUUGCGAGUUUGCAAGGAUAUUUAAGUAUAUUUUUGAUCGGAUUUGGAGGGUAUAUUAUAUUUUGGUAUUAUACACAUACCUACAGAUAAGGAACUGUUAGUAUUUGUACAGUAAACAGUGUAAAUACAGUGGGAUUUUUUAAUACAGUGGUUAUGUUCAUAUUGGAUUGAAACUUAUUCAUGCAGUUUUUGACAUACCUAAUGAAUUGUUCCAAGUUUGGAUUCGUCAGAGGUAAGUUCUUUUAAAAUUUCUUUAUUGUUAUUUGAUGUUUAAAAUGUUAUGGAUGGAUUUCAACUUGAAUCUCCCUCCACCAGUAAUUCUUUAACUGCUUUAUAAUCAGAUAUUAAUCCUAAAUGUAAUGUCAGGUAAGUAUUUCAUGAAAUAAAAUUGAAAAAUUUGUAUUUCAAGUUAUAAUUUUAUGAAUAAAUACUUACCUGACAUUACAUGAUCCCUCCCAUCCACCCCACAGAUUUCAAGUUUCCAUAGGGCCGUUAGGCGCAAAAAUGGAAAACUGAUUUCACGUGGGAAUACCGGAAGUGUGUUCUGGUUGGUUAAAACUUCAGGAAGUUAUUUGUUUCAAUGCAUUAUGGAUGUAAACAAAUGCACACUUCCGGUUAAGCGAGUUCAAAAGGUAGGACGAAAUGAAAUCCUAAAUGUAAUGUCAGGUAAGUAUUUAUUCAUAAAAUUAUAACUUGAAAUACAAAUUUUUCA